Molecule: messenger RNA, 1625 nt
Organism: Daphnia carinata
Lineage: Eukaryota; Metazoa; Arthropoda; Branchiopoda; Diplostraca; Daphniidae
Product: glutamate receptor ionotropic, kainate glr-3-like
Exons: 8
Coding region: 11-1522 (503 amino acids)
Cellular component (GO): membrane
Molecular function (GO): ligand-gated monoatomic ion channel activity
Source: RefSeq, a predicted model, not a curated record
AAUAGAAAUCAUGAAACUUACAUGGCUGUUUGCUUUUGCCUCUCACGUUUAUAUACCGAUAUUAUGGCUAUUGUAUCCCACCAACGCAACAGCUAUAGAAGAAAAAUUUCAACAGAAAAAUCAUCUCCUCGUCGUCGUGAACCAGUUCCCCAUGUCGGCGAUUUUCCGCAGGAAUGCCAGUGGCCACAUCGAAAGCAUUGAAGGUGUUUCUCUUCUCAUCCUUGAUUGGAUCGCACACCGUUACAAAUUUGACUAUUCACUCGUGGCAAGCAACACGACUACGGUUGAAGAUAUAGGAUCCAAGCCUGGACAUAUAACAAACAUGAUGAGAUUAAAAGCGGACGUGAUGAUUGCUGCCAUGGGCCUGCUGCAUGCGCGAUUGGUUAGCGUAGAGUAUGUUCACCCAUGGAUAUUCUCCCCUGGCGCCUUUCUCCUACCAAAGCCUGAAGGUUGGCAGAACAACGUGGAUGCAGUUAUCAAGCCUUUUCAGCCCUUGGUUUGGUUAGGCUUGGUUAUAGCUGCCAUCUCCAUCACAGUAACUCUCUUGAGCUACAAUUACCUAGCGAAAAAGAAGAAUAAAUGGAUUGACAACAGCGAAAAAUCAGCUCCCCAACACAUUGUUGUUGUGACACAAGAUCUUAUUAUGUACAUCAUUGGCACAUUACUAAAUCAAGGUGGUUAUAUAUCAUGCAAGAUUACAAAAAUUCGAUUACUUGUGGGAGCUUGGUGUUUACUUACGCUCGUCCUUGUAAAUGUCUAUAAUGGAAUUCUCAUCUCCUUCGUAACGACAAUACGUCCCACACCUCCAAUUAUAAACUCUGAGACAGAUGUCGGCUACGAUCCAAAUAUCUACCUUGUUGUAAAUAGAGGACUUGGAGGAGAUGUUUGGUUUUCAUCAGCAGAAAAAGGAUUGUAUAAGGCGUAUGGGGAUAAACUGAGAGCCUAUAGCAAAUCCAAGUGCAACUCCACUGCCAUCUGUAUUCAAAUGGUGCAAUUUUUACCACAUCAGCACGUAUAUUUCAACGUAUGUAAAUGUUUCAAAGAAAACAAGCAUCUUUACCCUUACAUUUUUUUUUUUUGCUACGCCUUUAUCAUUUUAAUUAAAAAACGCUUUGUCCUGUAUAUUUCCAAGACUAUGCUUAGUAUACGAGACAUCUUAAGGCAGAAUUAUCAACAAACAAAGAAGUGCCAAUUAACUAUACUCCUGAACCCAGUAACUCACCCUGCAUCCUGGGGCCUACCGAAGAAAAGUCCCUAUUUGGAGAAUUUCAACCAAGGGACAUUGAGACUUCAUGAAAUUGGCCUGAUUUUUCUUUGGGAGAGUUGGUUUGCGGCAGAUACUAGGCCUUGUUGGUCAAGAAACCAAAACAUCCAACGUGACAAAAACGAGAAGAAACCACUUGUUCGUUUAUCUUUAGAUAACUUGAUUGGAGCAUUUGCUUUGUUGAUUGUGGGAGGCAUCAUAUCCCUUUUUGUAUUCAUCAUGGAAAACUUUUAUUUUCAGUGGAAGAAGAUUCGGUGAGUGGAAUGAGAUUAUGUCUGGCCUGUAUGCCAUUUGCACCAUUUCUUUGAUUGCUCAUGAAGGAAAAAUAAAAGAUCUUUGUGUUAUUUUAAUUUGAGCACAC